AUGGCAGAUGGGGCGCAGGCCAACCACAAAGGGUUCAGGAAGAAGGUGCUGGUUAGACAGCCCUCUGGGCGGAGGGGCCCAAGCCCUGCGGCCGCUUCUCCUCCGAGAACCUCCAGGUCCGGCCUGGGCAUGAAGAAGUUCCUGACCAUCAGCAUCCUGGCCAGCAGCGUUUUGUCCACUGCCCACGGCAGCCUGCUGAACCUCAAGUCCAUGGUGGAAACCAUCACGGGCAGAAACGCCAUCCUGUCCUUCGUGGGCUACGGCUGCUACUGUGGGCUGGGCGGCCGCGGGCAGCCCAUGGACGAGGUGGACUGGUGCUGCCACGCCCACGACUGCUGCUACCAGAAGGUCUUUGACCAAGGCUGCCGGCCCUACGUGGACCACUACGACUACACCAUCGAGAACAGCACUGAGAUCCUGUGCAGCGAGCUCAACGAGACCGAGUGUGACAAGCAGACGUGCGAGUGUGACAAGAGCGUGGUUCUGUGCCUGCAGAAGCAGAUCUACAGGGAUCAGUACCGCGGCUACCUCAACAUCUACUGCCAGGGCCGCACACCCAGCUGCAGCAUCUAUGACCCGCCGCCUGAGGAGGUGGCCUGCGGGCUGGGCUUCCUGCCCACCCCUGCCCUGCCCUAG
This is a messenger RNA of Lepus europaeus (European hare), 636 nucleotides long. It is a transcript of the gene PLA2G2F, whose product is annotated as phospholipase A2 group IIF. The record is from RefSeq and is a predicted model, not a curated record. NCBI's taxonomy places the organism in Eukaryota, Metazoa, Chordata, Mammalia, Lagomorpha, Leporidae. Bases 1 to 636 code for a protein of 211 amino acids. Gene Ontology annotation, biological process: negative regulation of T cell proliferation; lipid catabolic process; arachidonate secretion. Gene Ontology annotation, molecular function: calcium ion binding; phospholipid binding. The transcript has 5 exons.